AUGUCGCGCGAGGCACCCGACCCAAACACCACGUCUCUCUCAGCCAAACCCCUUUCGACUCCGAAACUCCGCAGCUGUAUCGUCUGUCGCGCCCGAAAAGUCCGGUGCGAUAAGCUCUCGCCCUGCUCGAACUGCCGUCGCGCGAAUAUCGCCUGCGUCGUCCCCUCCUCCCACCGCAGUCCACGAUGGGCUCGUCGUCUCGAACGCGUUGCCAACGAUGCCGCCGCACAGCCCGAACCGGCGACGACUCAGGUCAUGGAGAGAUUGCGAACACUGGAGAACCUGGUCAAGGAGCUGAGAGGGCAGCUGGAACAGGCAAACGCUGCUGUCGCUCGGUCGGGGGCGGGCAGCUCUGGAGUCAACUCUCCGGAAGACCUGACUCACGAUCAUGAUGUCGAUCACCAGCGAAGCCUGUCUGGUGGGACCACGCAGAAUGAUGUUCAGGUUCGGGUCGGCAGACUGGUCGUGCAAGACCAGGAUCGCACUCGCUACGUGAGCAGCGGCUUCUGGUCCCGCGUCAACGACGAGAUAGAUGGCUUGAAAAUCGACAGUGAGCACUUCGACUUCGACGGUUACGAUACCUCGGAAGACGAGUCAUCGCCAGGCAAAUCCCCAUCUACCCAAGAACUCGACCGCACGCCGUCCGAACGCCAUGCAUUCCUGUUUCGACACAAUCUCAACCCUUCCGCUGUGGACCUGCGUGAAUUACACCCUUUGCCGUCUCAGAUCCCAUACUUCCUUGACGUCUUUUCGGAGAAUAUCAACUCCAUCGUUCGGAUCGUUCACGGUCCGACCGUGGCGAAGAUGAUUCGUGAUCUGCGCGGCCAACCCAUGUCCAGCCUGACGCCCUCCAACGAGGCUCUGAUGUUUGCGAUCUACUAUGCUACAGUCACCUCCAUGGAGGAGGAAGAGUCCAUGACCAAUUUCGGAGCGGCCAAGAGCGAUCUCAAUCUCAAAUACCGACUGGGACUCGAGCAUGCAUUGGCGAAGGCGGAUUUUCUCAACGCGCCCAAUCUCAUCCUGGUCCAGGCAUUGGCUAUCUUUCUCUGCGUCGCUCGCCGUCACGACAGCCCCAGAUUCGUCUGGAUGAUGGCGGGAAUCGCCAUCCGCAUAGCCCAGGCCCUUGGAUUGCAGCGCGACGGCUCUCACUUCAAGCACCUGACACCGUAUGAGGUCGAAAUGCGACGGCGAGCCUGGUGGGCCCUCUGUCUGAUUGACGUGAGGGCAUCGGAGGACCAGGGAACGGACUACACGAUCGCAUACGGCAGUUUCGACACGAAGCUUCCUCUCAACCUCAACGACGCAGACAUCGGGCCUGAAACCGCUGAAAUGCCGCCAGCGCGCCAGGGUCUCACGGACAUGACGCUCCCCCUCGUCUCGUACGAAACCUCCAAUCUCACAAAAGAGAUGAUGACCCGCAGCGUCAAGGACGGCGCAUCCAGCAUGGAAGAACAGGACCGUCUGCUCGGCGAAAUUUACGCGAAGCUGGAUCGAGGCUACCUGCGAUAUUCAGUGGAGUCGGACAAUAUUGCCUACUGGGCUACAACCGUCAGCACGCGCCUUAUGAUGGCGAAGAUGGCCCUUUUGAUUUACCUCCCGAUUCUCUCGCCUUCCGCCGGCGAGCAGUUCUCCGAGGCAACUCGCGCAAAGCUGUUUGUCGCAUCGAUCGAGAUCGCGGAGUACAAUCAUGCCCUGAACGCUGAGCCGGCGUGCCGGCACUGGCGCUGGGUCUUUCAAACCUACACCCAUUGGUAUGCCAUCGUCUUUCUCUUGCUUGAGAUCACCCGACGGUCGUGGUCGCCUCUUGUUGAGAGGGCCUGGGUAGCACUUCAUAGCCAAUGGUUGAUCCCAGCUCAAUCACACAUGGACAAGAACCUGCGCAUCUGGAUUCCUCUGCGAAAACUUAUGGCUAAGGCGCGGAAACAUCGCGACGUGGAGAUUGAGCGUCUCCGAGGUGAUCCUCAGGAUGCCGACCGGCUGGAAACCGGAGAUCACGACUUGCCUGUCCCGAUGAGCUGUGGGCCGUUUCCUAAUGGCUCCGAUGCUGUCCAUCUGUUUGAUAACCGUUGGCGUCAGCUAGUCGGGGCCGCACGGGAAACUGGGGGCCAUAUGGAAAUGACUGAUGCGUCAACGCUAGAUACCAGGCCCCCGGAGCAGCUGGCUUCUACAGUCCAGCCAGAAGCCAGCUCUUUCCCCGCGUGGGGUGUUCCUGGCAAUUCAGUGUCCAUUCCUACCUUCGACUCGUCUUAUCCUGAUGUCGAUGCAAUUUCUGGAUUACGGGAUCUGACAAAUGAUGUACACACGUUCAUACCGUCGGUUGGCCCCGGCGACGUUCCCCUGGAUCAAGCCCUGACUAGCGAUUCUCACGACGCUUCCUUUGGCCCUGGCUUUGUUCCCUGGUCAUGGGAUGAUGCUAUUGAUGUUAAUAUGGACCUGGAUGGUGAGGUGAACUGGCUUGAUUGGCUCAACUCUACCAAGAAUGUGGAAUGA
Aspergillus affinis is the source of this 2490-nucleotide messenger RNA. RefSeq lists its product as uncharacterized. Gene Ontology annotation, biological process: DNA-templated transcription; regulation of DNA-templated transcription. The transcript has 3 exons. Bases 1 to 2490 code for a protein of 829 amino acids. The record is from RefSeq and is a predicted model, not a curated record. NCBI's taxonomy places the organism in Eukaryota, Fungi, Ascomycota, Eurotiomycetes, Eurotiales, Aspergillaceae. Gene Ontology annotation, molecular function: zinc ion binding; DNA-binding transcription factor activity, RNA polymerase II-specific; DNA binding.